Molecule: messenger RNA, 1669 nt
Organism: Pyrus x bretschneideri (Chinese white pear)
Lineage: Eukaryota; Viridiplantae; Streptophyta; Magnoliopsida; Rosales; Rosaceae
Product: alpha/beta-gliadin A-V
Exons: 6
Coding region: 123-1265 (380 amino acids)
Cellular component (GO): nucleus
Source: RefSeq, a predicted model, not a curated record
GUUGAGAGUAGAGAGAGAUAGAGAGAGGAAGAGAGAGACAGAGAGAGAGCAGCCUGAGAGAGUGAAGAGCGUUUGAUUUUCCGUUUAUUCAGUUACUAUAUGUAGGUGCCAUCGCUAACGCCAUGGUGUCGGACCAAGAGAUAGCCGAAGCUGUGGAGACUGUGCUCCGUCAAUCAGGCCCUAACGAUGUCGCCUCCGUAAACGCCGUCGUUCAGCAGCUCGAGGCCAAGCUAGGGUUGGACCUCUCCCACAAGGCCGCCUUCAUUCGCGACCAGAUCAACUUCCUCCUCCGCCCCUUCGCCCAACCGCCGCAACCCCAACCCCCCAAAGACCAUUUUGCCAUACAUUACAACCUCAACCCCCACCACCACAACCACCCUCACAACCUCCCCCACAACCGCCAUCCUCAAUUCCUCCCCCAACAAUUCCCUCCCCAUUUUGCUCUCCACCCCCACCACCGCGCCCCCGAACCCCACAACUUCCACCCCCCGCCGCCGCCGCCGCCGCAUCAGCAACUACGCCCUCAGCCUCAGUCACAGCCUCAGCCUCCGCCUCCGCCUCCGCCUCCGUCUGUGAAGACCGAGGCUUUCCCCCAAAAUGCCCCCACAGCCGCCCCGGAAACGCCCAAAGAGAGUGCUCCAUCUUCUGGAACCAAGAGAAGAGGAGGGCCAGGGGGUCUUAACAAAGUCUGUGGUGUCACACCUGAGCUUCAGGCUGUUGUUGGUGAACCGGCCUUGGCGAGGACUGAGAUUGUGAAGCAGCUCUGGGCAUACAUAAGGAAAAACAACCUCCAAGAUCCAAGUAAUAAGAGAAAGAUUAUUUGUGAUGAUGCCUUACGUGUGGUAUUCGAGACAGACUGUACUGACAUGUUCAAGAUGAAUAAGCUGCUAUCCAAACAUAUUAUACCCCUUGGACCUAACAAGGAGUCAAGUCAAGCUAAACGAUUGAAGGUAGAGGCCAAGUCUACAACUGAGAGUACUGAACCUCAACCACAACCACAACCGCAACCGCAACUGGGGUCCCUUACUGUAGGAAUAUCUGAAGCACUAGCUAAGUUUUUGGGCUUUGGAGGAAGGGAGAUGCUCCCAUCUGAGGCAACAAGACUUGUUUGGGAGUAUGUAAAGGUUAACCGUUUGGAGGAUCCUCUAAAUUCUACAGUGAUAUUAUGUGACGCAAAGCUCCACGAGCUUCUUGGAUGCGAAAGCAUUUCUGCUGCGGGGUUGCACGAGAUGUUAGAUCGGUAUCAUUUAUUCAAACAAUUAUGAUUUCUGGUAGUGUUGACUGGUGCUCGGGACCUUUGCCAUCUGGUCUUUUCUGAUCCUAGAAAACAUAGGAAAGAACAGUUCUUUAUAUCCGUUGUUUUUCUUUUUCGUCGUCUCAUUUGUGCAUUGACGUGGUUAGGUGCUACGCCGUCUUACUUGUCGUGGUUAUUUGGAUUUAGAAUUGCUAUGUGCUGUGGGUUAAUGGUAACAAGUUUCUUAGAUUACGCCAUUGCCUAGGUUAGUUCGUUUUUAAUCGUCUUCUCCUAACCUUGAAACUGUGACAGAAUGAUAAAAUGCUCUGUACAGCGUGGAAGGACCUUUGUAUUUCAUAGAUGGCGGUAAAUGUUAGUUUUAACUGCAACUUGUGUAUCUUCUUACAUCGCAGUAAAUUCUUAUUUUAACUUCGA